Schizosaccharomyces cryophilus OY26 is the source of this 752-nucleotide messenger RNA. RefSeq names its product ribosomal-ubiquitin fusion protein Ubi1. Gene Ontology annotation, molecular function: protein tag activity; ubiquitin protein ligase binding; structural constituent of ribosome. Gene Ontology annotation, biological process: modification-dependent protein catabolic process; translation; protein ubiquitination. Lineage: Eukaryota; Fungi; Ascomycota; Schizosaccharomycetes; Schizosaccharomycetales; Schizosaccharomycetaceae. The coding region runs from base 60 to 446 and encodes 128 amino acids. The record is from RefSeq and is a predicted model, not a curated record. Gene Ontology annotation, cellular component: cytoplasm; nucleus; ribosome. The transcript has a single exon.
UUAAAGUUGUUUAAAGCCAUACACAAAGUCUCCAGAGGCUGGUUGCUUGCAAAGAAAAGAUGCAGAUUUUCGUGAAGACUUUGACUGGUAAGACCAUCACCUUGGAGGUGGAAUCUUCCGAUACCAUUGACAAUGUCAAAAGCAAAAUCCAAGAUAAAGAAGGUAUUCCACCUGACCAGCAACGUUUGAUUUUCGCCGGCAAGCAAUUGGAAGAUGGCCGUACCUUGUCCGACUAUAACAUCCAGAAGGAGUCUACUCUCCAUUUGGUCUUGCGUCUCCGUGGUGGUAUCAUUGAGCCCUCUCUGAAGGCUUUGGCCAGCAAGCACAACUGCGAAAAGCAAAUUUGCCGUAAGUGCUAUGCUCGUCUCCCUCCCCGUGCCACCAACUGCCGUAAGAAGAAAUGCGGACAUACCAAUCAACUUCGUCCCAAGAAGAAGUUGAAGUAAACGCAUUGCAUGGCUGGCAUCGCUUGCUUACUUUACGGCUUUGGACAAACAAGCUCGAGUUUUUCACUCUUGCGUUUGUCUGAAUAUCGUUGCUCCUGCACGACUGCCCCUGGAGGCAUUGUUUUGACAGACAUAAAAGUGCACGGUUGUAGCAAGCUUUUCUCAAAAAUAAUAGAAUAUCUUUAUGGCUGGAAUUCGUUCAUCUACCUUUGUAAUUCGUUGUUCGACCACGUUUUGUUGAAUAGAAUUCUUUUCUUUUUCUGUUAUUUCUAUCCAAUAAUGAUUUCAAUACGUUUAUUCACACUG